UGUCCAUCCUCAAUCUUAUCCAUACAAGUUCACCAGCUUCUUCUGCAACUAGAGCGAGAGCGAGAGAGAGGGAGAGGGAGAGAGAGAGAGAGAGAGAGAAGAAAUGGCGACGAUGGGAAGGAACAUAGCAGGGCCGCUGCUGUUUCUCAACCUGGUCAUGUACCUCAUCGUGGUCGGCUUCGCCAGCUGGUGCCUCAACCGCUUCAUCAACGGCCAAACCGGUCACCCCAGUUUCGGAGGGAACGGCGCGACCAUGUUCUUCCUCAUCUUCGCGCUCCUGUCCGGCGUCAUCGGGAUCAUCUCGAAGCUCGCCGGCGCCAGCCACAUCAGGGCUUGGCGGAACGACAGCCUCGCCGCGGCCGCGUCCUCCGCGCUCAUCGCCUGGGCCAUCACCGCCCUCGCCUUCGGGUUGGCAUGCAAGGAGAUAAACGUGGGAGGGCACAGAGGGUGGAGGCUGCGAGUGCUGGAGGCGUUCAUAAUAAUACUGACCUUCACUCAGCUCCUGUACUUGCUGCUGCUCCACGCCGGCCUCUUCAACAGCCGCUACGGGCCGGGUUACCGGGACACCCCUUACGGCAGCAGCGCCGCCGCCGCCGCCGGCGACCCUUACAAGGGCGGCGGCCCAACCACCGGAUCGGUCAUCUAGGGAUGACGGCAAUAACCCUCCCCUUCCUAUUUCGGACAUGCAUGUAAUGUUUACUUUCGUGGGGAGCCCGUGGGAGACAGAUGAUUCAUGUUGUCCUUUCCUUUUAUUUUUCUCUUCCGAGGUUUUCUUUUUGUAAGUUAAGAAACACAUCAGUGGUGGUUUGGCAACUUUGCAUUUUGUGUUUCCAUGCUUUGCUACAGUUGUAUAGUUUGGUUUUCUUGACUCGUUAAUUGUGCUUAUUUUAUUUUGGUAAUUUGGAUCUGCUGGUUUUUCU
Messenger RNA from Eucalyptus grandis, 920 nucleotides. Its product is annotated as membrane protein PM19L. The record is from RefSeq and is a predicted model, not a curated record. Lineage: Eukaryota; Viridiplantae; Streptophyta; Magnoliopsida; Myrtales; Myrtaceae. Bases 104 to 646 code for a protein of 180 amino acids. The transcript is spliced from 3 exons.